GUAGCACUCGAAAUAUUCAUCCUUCGUCGUAAUUCCACUUCAGUGACGUCACAUGAAAGCUGGUCGGUUUAUUUUCACCAUCGCCAGGAAGAAGCUCCGCCAACUCGGGGAGACCAGACGUUACGAAUCAAGCGCUCCCAACGCACACACGCUCGGUUUGAACUGCGCAACCUCUUCUCUGGGCUCUGAUUGGUCAGCGGGGCGGUGACAGCCGCUCGUGUAUGUGCGUGUGUGACAGCGGCAGCAGCAGCUAGCAUCACACCGACACACAACGUUAGCGAAGUUCACGAGAAGCAGCGGGCGGAUUUUAUAUCCGACACACCAGCAGCGGAGGGAACCUCAGAGAGAAAGGCAGACAUUACUCCAUCAGUGAGCAGGGGGAGGAUGACUGUCCCGGCGGGAGAGGGAUGAAGAUGACACCUCUGUUAUGGCGAGUGGUGUCAGUGUGGCUCUGUGUCGCUGUGCUCUCCUGGUACCCUAGUUGCUAUGUUGGUUGCACAGAGUCGCACCAAGAGGCCCAGAGGACCAUGGCCUCACAGGACGUCAGUCCGGAGGAAGAGUCAGGGGAAAAGACUCCUCCUGAAAAGGUUGAGGAAAGCUGGGUCUUGCCUGCCCAGGCCUUGUCUGACAAUGAGCCGCUGUUAGAAGAUAAUCAGCUAAACGAGGAACAGACAACACAGCACAUGGACAAAAAAGAACAAUAUUCAGAGGUCUUGGAUCAGGCCUUAGAAGUGAAAGCGCCCAAUGUUGAGGCAGAAGUGGAGGCAGACAAGGAUGUUUCACAAGCAGAGCCAGAACCUGAGCCAAGCUCAGAAAAUCCAAAUCAUGAAACCUCUGUCGUUGAAGAGCAUGAUUCACCUGCUCUGCUCCCAUCAUCUGACCCUGUCUCUGGUUUUUCCACUGAGCUUAAAGACAAUCCAAACAUCAUCACCCUUCAAGACAGUGUCACAAAAAAUGUUUUAGAUGAUGCAUCUGAUAAUGCUGCACCUGAUGUUGAAUCUGAACUGCCUCCUGCUGACUGUGAAGAAGAAAACAAUCCAUACAACAAUGAAAGCCCUCCUCCGAUUGUUCUAGAGAACACUUCCAAUGUUCACACUGCUGGUACCAAAUCCCACGCUGACCCUCCUCUGACUUCAUCAGUCGGAGACAGCCCACAGCAUCUGGAGGUCAACACAUCACAUGUGGUGAGAGAGCAGGACCUGAGCUCCCCUGUCACCACAGACACAGAUUCCAGUGUGAGCAGCAAAGACCCUGAGGACAUCCCCACUUUUGAUGAGUGGAAGAGAAAGAUGAUGGAGGUGGAGAAAGAGAAGACACUCUCUACUCACCCCUCUAACAAUGGUGGUUCUCAGACACUGAAGAAGGUCCAGAAGAACUUUAAUAACUAUGCCUCAGUGGAAUGUGGGGCCAAGAUCCUUGGUGCUAACCCAGAAGCUAAGAGUACUUCAGCGAUAUUGAAGGAGAACAUGGACUUGUACAUGUUAAACCCCUGUAGUAACAAGAUCUGGUUCAUCAUUGAGCUCUGUGAGCCCAUCCAGGUGAAGCAGCUUGACAUCGCAAACUUUGAACUCUUUUCCUCAACUCCCAAAGACUUCCUGGUCUCCAUAAGUGAUAGAUACCCAACAAAUAAGUGGUUAAAACUGGGAACCUUUCACGCCAGGGAUGAACGCACAGUCCAGAGCUUCCCAUUAGAUGAGCAUCUCUAUGCUAAAUAUGUGAAGGUGGAGUUGGUCUCUCACUUUGGGGCUGAACAUUUCUGUCCCCUGAGUCUCAUAAGGGUGUUUGGGACGAGCAUGGUGGAAGAGUACGAGGAGAUAGCUGAUCCCCCAGAAAGACCAGACGAUCAGGAUGAUGACCAGGAGUAUCCAUCUGGAUAUGCACCUGGUGAAGUCAAGUUAUCAAAGAAUCUGAUUGGCUCAGCAAAAGAUGUCAUUCUGAACAUGGUCAAUAAUAUUGCCGUCAAUGUUCUCGGUGGAGGCCCAGAGAUGCAAGUCAAUAUAUCAUCCCAGGAAGUGAACAUGACUGAGCUAUCAGCACAGAUUGAACCCACAAUUCAAACGACCUCCACAGAUCCUACUUCAGUUCCAGACUCUGAAGAGGCACUUAUUUUACCAGACCCCGGUAUCCUUGAAACUGGAGCCCCAUUGUCAGAGAACCCUGAGCCAGAGAUACCUGAUACUGAAACUAGCCAUCAAGAGCUCCCCCUAGUGGAGGAAAAUAUUAUUAAACCUUUAGAGAAAGAUAAAGAAGAACAUAUCAGCUCUACAAUCACCCUUCUGGAAAAGGAGGAGGAGGAAGUGGAUGAAGAAAAAGCGAACAUGGACAAUCACAAGCGACAAGAUAAUCAGCAUUACUGCGCACUACUUCCUUCAUUUUCUUCUUCGUGCUCUUGUACAGCUUCCUUCCAGGAAUAUCUGCUUCGGCAGUGUUCAGCCCUGCUGUCCAAAAAAAGGAAAUGCCAAACAACGGAUAGAAAGCAGAGGAUUCCUUCUACAACACCCACCUGGCACCUACCCCUGUCCCCCUCCGCCUGCCCUGAGCCUCAGCUGCACCACACAGAGGUACAUCAGCUCCCUGAAAAGGAACAUGCUUCAGUGCAGGAGCCAGAGAGUGGAGCCAGCCCAUCAGAAGCCCCACAGCCUCAGGGGAACACAAUAGAAUCUCAUAAAGAGCCUGUUUCUGAACCUCCUUUGCUGGAGCCCAGUCAAAUAUCGAGCCUCCCCAAAUCCAGUGCCACCGAUUCAUCUGCCACCAAACCUACUCCUAUUGUGGAGAAGCCACAGCCGACUCCUGAGGAAACGGCGAUGGAGCAAAGGCCAGAAAAGAGCCUGGAUGUGUUAGCUACAGAGAAGUACACUGAGCCAUCAGUCUCUCUCAGUAGCUCCAUCAAUGUGAAACCCAGUGUCACUGCACCAGUUGACAAUGUCUCAGUUGAGCCAACUGAGGAACAGCCUGAUGUUGAUGUUUCUCAGUUAGAAUUAAAUACCCCUGUCCAAAUCCCAGACAAAACAGAUCAUUCUCAGCUGCUCCCUCCUACCAGCUCUGUUCAUUUAGAGCAUCACCCUGACCCACCAGCUGUAUCUAAAAGUAGUACCACUUCCCCAGAGCCGUCCCACCCUGCUCCAGACCCUGUCACAGAACUAGAGCCCUCUGGUGGCCCUGCACUCAUCACUGAGACUAAAAUGGAGGAUCUCACAGAAGACAUCUCUACAUCAUCAGGUGGUAACCUGCUUCAUCCCUUACCUGUCUCACCAUCCCUCUCGGACAUCUAUGCGGAGACCCCCAAUGGCACAGAGCAGAACAGCAACCUGGUGCACGGCUCCAGCCAGAAGGAGUCUGUGUUCAUGAGACUGAACAACCGCAUCAAGGCCCUGGAGAUGAAUAUGUCCCUCAGUGGACGCUACCUGGAGCAGCUAAGUCAGAGGUAUCGUAAGCAGAUGGAGGAGAUGCAGAAAGCUUUCAACAAAACCAUCAUAAAACUCCAGAACACCUCAAGAAUAGCAGAGGAGCAGGACCUGCGUCAGACUGAGUCCAUUCAGUUGCUCCAGGGCCAGCUGGAGAAUGUGACUCAGCUGGUUCUCAACCUGUCAGACAGAGUGAGCCAGCUGCAGAAUGAGGUGUCUGACAGGCAGAACUACCUGGUGCUGUCUCUGGUGUUGUGUGUGUGUCUCGGCCUGUUACUGUGUGCAAACCACUGCCGCAUCUCCACGAUUCCUCCAGCCACAGAACCAGAGCCCCCCAUACCCAAGAGCUACACCUACUGCUGCCCUGAAAGGCAGUUCUCUCCCUGUGAUGAGACGGGCUUGAAGAGGAGUGCGUCCUAUCCAUUGAUACACUCUGAGUCAUUCCAGUUAGCCACCAACGAAGGCCCUGAGAUGCUGCACGCUGGGGAGACACUGAGUCUUUGUCCAGCUAACAGAAAGAGGAGACGUCGUAAGAUGAAGCCCAUUGACAAAGUGGAGACUCUGAAACCCUCCUUCCACGCUGCUUCAGAACUGAGUAAUGGAGCUGUUUUGUGUAAUGGUGUGCCCAUCACCACCAUCCCCACACCCUUUACAAAAAGAUUGCUCCAGCCUCUCUUUAGAGACUCACUGUCAGAGGGAAGCUCCGAGGGAUCCUCACAUUCAGACGACCCCUCCUUCUGUGGCAUCACCACAGCCUGCUCCCGAAUCUGCGACGGCCUCCCUCAGCCCAAGACCCGGGCGGAGAAACGGGCUUUGAGACGCCGGCGUCCCAAGCCUGGCUGCGCGGUGGUGGACUUGCUUCAAGUUCCACAGAGGGACAGGAGGGAACCGUUGCCCAUGUCUACCAUAGAGGACAUCAUGAACAGGAAAACAGAGCAAAGCUCAGGGACGUUUGGAGUGAACGUUGCCCUCUCAGGUCCUGUCUGACAGAAGAGAGGAGGCGAACUUCAAUAGGCUCCACUUCUCCUCACUCACUGCAAAACUCUUUCUAAAAGAGGAUGAAUGUUAAUUUCUGUAGCCACAGGCAGCUUUAAGCUCCAUGAUGAGACUGUCCCUUCACUCUCACUGUUCACUUUUGUUUUCUGUUCAUGUUCUCUGUUCCGCUCCUAUCUGACCUUUUUGUAUUUGUUAUACUUCAAGUCAAAGAAAUGUCUUCCCGGCUUAAGAUUAAAGCUUUUCUGUUGUGUUUGAAAAUGUUGUAACCAUUGACCUACAAUUUAACACAAUGGAUUCAGCAGAGGCUUAUUUUCUAACACACAUUCACUCACUUUGGUGAAGACAUUUCUGUCUUUAAAGAAUCUAUCUCAUUUUUCUGUCUGUUCUUUUUUGUCUCUCUUAAAUCUCCUGCCAGGAAAUUGCUUCUGACCUUCAAGCAAAAGCAGAAGACUUACUUUUGUCAGUUUCACCUUCAGAGUAAAAGCAGGGAAACAUUGGGUAAACUAUAGGGUGUUAGAGCAUCAACUUCGCUGACAUUCUUUUAGCAGGUCAAUGAUCCCCUCCUCUUAGCUUCAGGGGUGUUGUUCUGUUACUGACCCUGAGUCAUGGGGGGAAUAAUGUUCUCCUCUCCAGUCUGAGAACACAGCAUUAAGAAACUGCUUUUUAUUGUUGACUUGUAUUCGUCUGCUUGUAUUGUUAUACCAGUGCAGUGCCCGUUCAAAACAUAGCUGUUUGCUUGGCCUGUGGUGAUGUUGGUUGGAACUUUCUCACUGAAACUGUAACAGUGACCUGCAGUAAUUGGGCCAUGGUGACUUAAAAUCUGCUACAGGACUCGGUCCAUAGAACUGUGAAGCUGCACAGAUAGCUCAUCACCUGCUUAUUCAAAUUUCGCAGAAUCCAGUUGCCAUUGUUUUGGAUGCACUGUUGUCAUGAUCAACAACGUCAGAGCACUGGUCGCCUGUUUGUGUGAAUGCAUCAUGGGUCCAAGUCGUGCCAAAUUCAAAACUGCUCUUCCUUUGGCUUGAACAAUACACAUGUCAAGUGUGAAGCCGAUUGAGUGAAUGGUGUUUGAGAUAUUUCUUGGAUUAUUGAUGUAGUUCAGCAGCAGAAACAAGAUAUUUAUUAUGUAAGAGUUUGACAGUUGUAGUUACAGAAUGGUACUAGAACUAGAAUGGCACACAGUAGAGUGCAACAUGGGGCGAACAAGUUGUCUGAACCCAAAUUAUUUAUUUGAUUUAAAACAUAGUUGAAGAAAGUAAUCUGUCUCGUAGUCUGCAUCUCAAUAUCUCUUCCCAGGCCCCAUCACUCCAAGUUUGGUGGAAAAUCAAUUCAGUAGUUUUACUUAAAACAUGACCUCCAAGGCAGAGAGGUAAAAGAUCUACAGACAGACACUACAAGAUCAGAAAUGACGGAAAGAGAUUGCAACAUGGCUGAAAUCAUGUCAGAGUUGGAUGGGUCACAGAAUAUAUGGUCACG
Paralichthys olivaceus (Japanese flounder) is the source of this 5876-nucleotide messenger RNA. RefSeq names its product SUN domain-containing ossification factor-like. Gene Ontology annotation, biological process: regulation of bone remodeling; protein folding in endoplasmic reticulum. The record is from RefSeq and is a predicted model, not a curated record. Gene Ontology annotation, cellular component: membrane; cytoplasm. NCBI's taxonomy places the organism in Eukaryota, Metazoa, Chordata, Actinopteri, Pleuronectiformes, Paralichthyidae.